This is a messenger RNA of Scheffersomyces stipitis CBS 6054, 534 nucleotides long. RefSeq lists its product as uncharacterized. The record is from RefSeq and is a predicted model, not a curated record. The transcript has a single exon. NCBI's taxonomy places the organism in Eukaryota, Fungi, Ascomycota, Pichiomycetes, Serinales, Debaryomycetaceae. The annotation marks the transcript as partial.
CCCGUACCAAUGUACGCUCCUCACUCUGAACCUCACUACACAAGCUAUCAACCACAACAAUUACCACUAGGAAGUGUUCCUAAUGCUGGGGUACAGUUGCCUCUCAAUAUUGACGUCAACCAAUAUCCAGACAUGACAACGUUGGUGAACUCUAAUUCUAAUAUAGUUGUUCCUUUGGUUGAAAGUCAGUUUGUUGACCACAAGGUAUGUUGCGUAUGUGGAAAGAGAAUUACCAGAGAUAUGUCCAGACAUAUGAGAACACAUCAAAGUGAAUCCAGAUUUACUUGUAAGUUUCCAAAGAAUCAAUGCCGUCAUAAACUGGGAAAGUUUAACAGACCAUACGAUUUCAAGAAACAUCUUCUCAACAGACAUUUCAAGUUUGACAACAUAGCCAUCAAGAGAUUACAUAACUUAAGCGACAAGCUCGAUCACUGGGGUACCUGUCCUUGUGGAUUAAGGUAUAUGGGUAAGGAUUGGCUAGACGAUCAUAUUCUUACCGAUGAUGCUUCCAAGAAGUGCCCAUGUGUCGAGUAA